Messenger RNA from Lotus japonicus, 1540 nucleotides. RefSeq lists its product as uncharacterized. The record is from RefSeq and is a predicted model, not a curated record. Bases 368 to 1306 code for a protein of 312 amino acids. NCBI's taxonomy places the organism in Eukaryota, Viridiplantae, Streptophyta, Magnoliopsida, Fabales, Fabaceae. The transcript has 5 exons.
AACAACCAUUGCUCAUGGUCUUAUAUGAAGGUUUAGUUUCUUUAACCCUGAACAAGUACACCAACUUGUAAUCGUUAAACGCACCCCAGGCACCCCCUUUUUUCCACGCACUUAACUAACAUAUUUAUAAGUGUAUAGUUCAUGUGGGCGGUGCGUUUAGCUGUGAGGGUGGCGCUUUUAACAAUUACCCAACUUUUACGAGUAAGCUGAAUUCAAAUUGCAGUCCCCGCGCACUCCCUCCCAAGUAGGCAAGUAUAAAUUAACUUCAUCUUCUUCGCUACGAUUGAUUCUGAGCGCUCCAAAUCUCACUGAUUUCACUCCAAAACCCUAGCAGAAUCUCCCAAUUCCAAACCCUGAAUCUUCCACAAUGUCCUCACCUACAACCUACCCAGUCGUCGUCGACGACAAGGACCUCGACGACGCCGCUUUGUGGGCCAUGAUCGAUUCCGCCACGGCCUCGCGCAAAUCCCUCGUCAGCAAGCACCAUUCCCCUUCUCCGAUCUCGAAAUCCUCGCCGCCGGCACCGAAGUUUCAGAGGCUAUCCGGGGACUCCGGCGAAGUGGUGCACGAUCCGUGGCCUUACCGGCCGCCGAGGAAAAUCGCGAGGAUCUGUUCUUCGGAGGAAAGCAGCCCCCUCGCUUUGGUUCGAAGCGUGCAGAGGACGACGCCGCCGGCGAAAGUUUACUCGUCACCGGAGACCGGAAAGUUGAGCGAAGCGCAAAGCAGCCCCCUCGCUUUGGUUCGAAGCGUGCAGAGGAUGCCGCCGGCGAAAGUUUACUCAUCGCCGGAGACCGGAAAGUUGAGCGAAGCAACGCAAGAACUGAGCAGUUACACGGAGGUCUCACCGAGGUGCUUUGGGAGGGGUGAGGAGGAGAAGGAGAACAGCCUGAGGCAUAGCUUGUCUGGAAGUUUUCCUUCGGUUUCGUUGUUUAAGGAGUACCAGAAUGCAGCUAUGGCGAUUUUGGAGAAAACUGAUUACACUUUGAUUUCUGGGAAUCCUUACAUUAAAAAAACAGGUUGGAGAAAGAUAUCUUGUUACUUUAAUAUUUCGUAUGAAAUCAGAGACAAGAAUAUUGAGUUUGAUCAGGACCGCAAUGUUCAGCGUGCCGAGUUUGUGAUUCGUGCAUACAUGCAGGGUGGCAGGUUCUCAGAUGGUUGGGGCUCUUGUGACCGACGUGAAAAGAGAUUUCAGAAACCAAACCAUGAUAUCCCAAGCACAGCGGAAACUAGAGCCAAAAAUAAAGCUUGUCAAGACUUGCUGGGAAUAGGAGAAUAUCGACCUGGUGCAGCAACUCAGUUUCGUUGAUGUUAUGAAUUACUUUUGUGACGAUUUAGCAUGCCCCUGAUUUUUUACAAAGUCAACCGAACUUCAAGUUGUAAAAAAUAUGUAUCUUAUGUUUAUAAAUUCAGGAUGCAUUAGAAAAUUCUUCUGUAAUUCUCAUUUAACACGUUUUUCACUUUUUUGUGUAGAAGAUAUUCAAAAUAUUUAGUGAAUGCAUACGAGAUAAUCUUAAAUAUAUCAUAGGUUUUUAUUCAUUCA